UAAAAUUACUACUACCAAACACUGAAUUCCCUCUUCUACAAAUUUCAUUCACAUUCAUACGCUACCUUAUUCUCCCCCAAUUCCAUUCAGGUUCAUUCUCAAUUCUCUUCUUUUUCUCUUCAUCUUUUCUUCACAUUCCUCAUUUUCGUUCUUUCAUGCAUUCCUUUCCCAUGAAACCAUCUUCAUCGUUUUCUCCUUAUUCUUCCCAAUCCAACCACUGUUCUUGUCGUUGUUGUUGUUGUUACUGUUUUUGUUACUGUUGUUGUUGCUGAAACUAUUCAUAUCCAAAACCCUAAUUUCUGUUAAUUGGGUAUUAUUAUCUCUUUCGGUUGAUUCAUGGAUGCUAGUGCGGGUUUAUCUCUCGGGUUGAAUGCGAUUGCGAAUGGGAAUGCGAAUGCUUCCUCGCCAUCGCCAUCGCCAUCUCAUACUGGUUCGUCAACUGCUUCACUCAGUGAUAGUUCUUUUUCGUUGCAUUUGAAUUCCAAAUCGAACUCUUCUCUGUCAUGGCGUUUACUUCAUGACAAACAGAACAAUGUUGUUGUGAAAAAACAAGAAUUAGAAGAGGAGGAGGAUGAAGGUGAAAAAAGUGAAACUAUUGACUUUAUGGGUAGACCUGUGUGUUUGAAGAGGAAAAUUGAGGGGUAUCAUCAACAAGAGGAACAGAGUUUUUCUUUGAAGCGUGUCGCAGUGGAUUCUAAGGCUUCGGUGACUUGGGGGAAUCAGCCACUCAGUGUUGCUGAUCCUGAGAUAUUCAUGAUUAUGGAGAAGGAGAAGUUGAGACAGUUUAAAGGAAUUGAAUUGAUUGCUUCUGAGAAUUUUGUGUGCAGGGCGGUGAUGGAAGCGCUUGGUAGUCAUUUGACUAAUAAAUACUCUGAGGGGAUGCCGGGUGCGAAAUACUAUACUGGUAAUCAGUACAUUGAUCAGCUUGAGUUUCUGUGUUGUGAGCGUGCAUUGAAUGCUUUUGAUCUUGAUUCGAAUAAAUGGGGUGUUAAUGUUCAGCCUUAUUCAUGUACUUCUGCGAAUUUUGCUGUUUAUACUGGUCUUUUAAAUCCGGGUGAUAGGAUUAUGGGUUUGGAUUCACCUUCUGGUGGACAUUUGAGUCAUGGUUUUUAUACUCAUGGUGGGAAGAAGGUUUCUGCAGCUUCUAUAUUUUUUGAGACUUUGUCUUAUAAGGUUAAUCCUAUGACUGGUUACAUUGAUUAUGAUAAGCUUGAGGAGAAAGCCGCGGAUUAUAGACCUAAAAUUCUUAUUUGUGGGGGUAGUUCUUAUCCUAGAGAAUGGGAUUAUGGAAGGUUUAGGAGGAUUGCUGAUAAAUGUGGAGCUGUUCUGAUGUGUGACAUGGCUCAUAUUAGUGGCCUUGUUGCUGCUAAGGAAGUUGCUUGUCCAUUUGAUUACUGUGAUAUUGUUACCUCAACAACGCACAAAAGUCUUCGAGGUCCAAGAGGAGGCAUUGUCUUUUACAGAAGAGGAACAAAACCAUUGAAGAAAUGUUUUGUUCUUAAUCACGGGGAUGAUAAUAGUACCUAUGACUUUGAGGAGAAGAUAAACUUUGCUUUAUAUCCAUCGUUACAAGGAGGUCCCCACAAUAAUCACAUUGCUGCUCUUGCCAUAGCUUUGAAACAAGUUGCAACCCCAGAGUAUAAAGCAUACAUGCAGCAGGUUAAAAGAAAUGCACAGGCAUUAGCAACUGCAUUGUUGAAAAGAAAAUGCAGAUUGGUAACGGAUGGGACUGACAAUCAUCUUUUGCUCUGGGAUAUAACUGCACUCGGCUUAAUUGACAGAAACUAUGAGAAAGUCUGCGAGGCGUGUCACAUCACUCUCAAUAAGUGUGCUAUUUAUGGUUCUAUUUCUUCUGGAGGAGUGAGAAUUGGCACUCCUGCAAUGACAUCACGAGGCUGUUUAGAGGAAGAUUUUGAUGCCAUAGCCGAUUUUCUUCUGAGGGCAGCUCAGAUUACCAGCAUUAUACAGAGGGAACAUGGUAAAUCAUGCAAGGAUUUUCUCAAGGGUCUUCAGAAUAAUAAAGAUAUUUUUGACCUCAGAAAUCGGGUUGAAACAUUUGGUUCCCAGUUUGAAAUGCCAGGAUUCAAUAUUUGAUUUCAAUAUUAUAAAGCAGGCACCAUCCAUUCAUGCGUCCCUGAUAUUAUUAGUUUAUUACUAUGAUAUACUUCUUUUUGCCUACCAUGUUUUGAAUUACUUUUCCAUGGUAGCUCAUUAGAUUUGGUUCUUACUCUUAUAUUUAUCAAGUUAGCUUCUGUAAACUAAAUAUGCAGACCAUACACCAAACUCUGCAAUUUUCCGGUUAUUAUUUAGCGACAGUACAGAUUAUUCAAAUUCUAUGCAGUUCUCAUCAGUCACAACUUUUGUGGCUACCCUUUUGUUUAUGAAGAAACAUCAACAAAAUUAAAUAAGUGUUACUAUUGAGUGGUCA
Messenger RNA from Lathyrus oleraceus (garden pea), 2428 nucleotides. RefSeq names its product serine hydroxymethyltransferase 7. The transcript has 4 exons. Gene Ontology annotation, molecular function: glycine hydroxymethyltransferase activity; pyridoxal phosphate binding. Gene Ontology annotation, biological process: tetrahydrofolate interconversion. The record is from RefSeq and is a predicted model, not a curated record. NCBI's taxonomy places the organism in Eukaryota, Viridiplantae, Streptophyta, Magnoliopsida, Fabales, Fabaceae. Gene Ontology annotation, cellular component: cytoplasm; mitochondrion. The coding region runs from base 337 to 2094 and encodes 585 amino acids.